CAACACUCAUACGAUACAUUAAGGGGUACUAUAUUCUAUGAACGGUACAGUCGAGUCUGUGUAACGAUACAGCAAAACAUCGUCAACGGUCGUGACCAUGAAGAGUCCCAGGAUCCCUGGCUCGGCUAGAUCAACAGCAGAGAUCGGUAACCUGGAACAUCGCGGCGCGGGUCGAGCGUCUCCCGGCUACACGGUCGCCACUGGGACAACCGGAGGCCGAGCACGCGUCACUCUGGGCUCACCCGCGCCCCUAGUAUGCGGCCGUUCGCCGACUUCUAUAACCACCCCCUCUGCAGCAGCGGCAGCAGAGUAUGUCGAGGAUGAAGUUCCAGACUGUCACAGUGGUCAGCAAUUGCAUAUUGUCGAAUCGAUCAGGGAACAUACUGGCUACGAUUACUGUGGUGAUGCCACCGACGAUAGCUUCAAGCACGGACGCUAUUGCGGCGAUGACAGCCAUGAUGGCGCCUCCAAUAGCUGAAAAUACGGAUCCCUGGUCAAGUCAUCAGAACAUGGUACUUGGUCCCGACACUAGCCCAAAGAUGCGUGGCUUUUCUAGCCUGCCAUCUUGCCACCUAGCUGCAUCUUAUAUACUCCUGCUUGUCGAGUUUGCAUGUCCAUCGCAGGCCAAGAUGGAGGGAAGCGCUGCGUCACCUUCGAC
Dacryopinax primogenitus is the source of this 658-nucleotide messenger RNA. RefSeq lists its product as uncharacterized. Lineage: Eukaryota; Fungi; Basidiomycota; Dacrymycetes; Dacrymycetales; Dacrymycetaceae. The transcript has 2 exons. The annotation marks the transcript as partial. The record is from RefSeq and is a predicted model, not a curated record.